AUGCCAGGGAAGUAUUUAGACAAUGGUGUUGUUGUUGGUAAUCGUCGUAGUAUCUACUUUACCAGAAAUGAUCUUUCAAAAGUUGUUAAAGUGCUGAACACUUGGAUUCUUCAAUCUGAAGACUUGCUGAACACUGUUCUAUCGGCUCUAACACAUCGAUCAAUCAAUCAGAUUCAGAAGCGUGUUGUCAAACAAGAAAGCAGAGUACGAGCUUCUCCAGAGUACGAUCUGAUCUUUUCUACAAUAAGCCCUCAGCCAGAAAAAGUUAAAUUGGACUACGAUCAAGCAGCGGCUGUUACAAAUUUCUUCGCACCUCUUAUAUCACAACUGUCACCAAUAGCUAAUCACAGACUGAAAUCUCAGUGGCUGUACUUUGUCGAACUGGGCCAACAACCCAAGUUGGAUGAGCCGAAUAAAUAUGUACUAACCCACGAUCAACUACCGCACAUCAUAUCACCUCUGGAAAAGAAGUUGGGGUCUGGCGUAUCCACACAUCCUUGCCUCCAUUUUGUAACUUACACAUCACUGUGUGAGGAGACGCCUCUGUAUCUGAAAGCAAAGAAUGGAUCUUUGGUGAAUGCUGUGUUUUCUCCUCGUUGGGGUGGAAUACAAUUGCUAAAUCCCAGUCAAGAACACUGCGAUGGCUCGAAACCUCUCACGCCACACGUUCCCAAGUUGAUGGCUACAUUUUUGAUCCAAUUGAGAGUGCUGCUUGGAAUCACAGAUCAGUAUGCCUCAAUACCAGGCGCCACCAUUCUUCCAUUGCCUUCAGUAAAACUUCGCGAUUGGGAGUUGGAUGUGCUCUUCAGAUUCAGGACUGUGGAACAGAUGAGCUUGGCCCAAAUGACUCUUCAGUCAUUAUCGCAACUUCUAGAAGAGAUAAGCAACAUAGUGAUAAAUGAAGAGGUUGGUGCUUCAGUUUCUGACGCCGUUUAUCAUGUUGAGCUAGGUCAGAGCGCUCUGCACGAGGGAGAUCUGGAGGCUGCUCUCAGUCAUUCGAAGCAGGCUUACCAAUCCGCUGAGAACGCUUUCACUCAUCCCUCGCUUUUGGCUCUCUUGUACUUCCCCGAUGAUCAGAAGUAUGCUGUUUACAUUCCGCUCUUCAUUCCCAUUAUGAUUCCAGUACUGCUAUCAAUGAAAAGCAUCAAAUUAUGGAAAAGGGUUUUGCGUGGAAAGUCACAAAAGACGGACUAA
Molecule: messenger RNA, 1194 nt
Organism: Nilaparvata lugens (brown planthopper)
Lineage: Eukaryota; Metazoa; Arthropoda; Insecta; Hemiptera; Delphacidae
Product: GPI transamidase component PIG-S
Exons: 1
Coding region: 1-1194 (397 amino acids)
Biological process (GO): attachment of GPI anchor to protein
Cellular component (GO): GPI-anchor transamidase complex
Source: RefSeq, a predicted model, not a curated record